Phytophthora sojae is the source of this 858-nucleotide messenger RNA. RefSeq lists its product as hypothetical. Lineage: Eukaryota; Oomycota; Peronosporomycetes; Peronosporales; Peronosporaceae. The record is from RefSeq and is a predicted model, not a curated record. The coding region runs from base 1 to 858 and encodes 285 amino acids. Gene Ontology annotation, molecular function: calmodulin binding. The transcript has 2 exons.
AUGCAGCGUGACGAGUGCAUCUACAACUUGAUCCCCAAGGUGCACGUGGAGCCUGUGAAGCCCGAGCGCUAUCGUUCCAAGUUCGACCCUCAUGUGCAGCCGACAGGGAGCACCUUCGGUGUGCGCGGCAAGACCAAGCUCGAUGGCGCGAACCUCGGCACGGCACAACGGAUCGAGAAGCCUGCAAGCGCUCGCGGCUUCGGGCGUCUACCGGCCAAGCCCGACCCCAAGUCGUUCAUCCGCAAGGGCGAACGCAGCGCCACCGCCGUCGUCUCCAAGAAACUUAUUAACCCGCUGUCUUUCGUUGCUUGGUCUCCAGCGGGCAAGUUCAAUUACCCCGGGGCGACAAGAGCUCCCGUAGUGAAGAGGGACGACAAGCCUAUCAUGGGGCUCAAGUCGGCCAAGAACUUCAUCACGGCCAACGCUGUCGAGACCAUCCUCGCUGUACCCGGCAACCGCGCGCGCGUGAAGAACGAGCCUCCUCAGUACAUGACGAAGGAGGACUACGGCCAGGUGCCGCGGUACUUGAGCCAGGUGAAGGACGAGAUCGAGCGCGAAAACUCCAUGAUCGAGGAGUUCGUGCGGCAGAACCACAACCUGAUGGAGGAGGACAGUCGCGAUCGCGUGGAGGCCAUGGACGAGAGCGAGCGACUGGCGCUGGUGGACGCGCUCAAGUCCAAGUGGGACCACGUGAACGCCAAGUACCAGAAGCUCUGCCAUAACGUCGUUUUCGACACCCUUGGCAAGGUGCGGCGAAAAGAGACCUUCGAGAAGGAGCUGACGCAGCUCGAGAAGGACAUUCAGCUGCUCGAGAAGGGCCACGUCGUCGUCAGCCAGAGCAACAACGACCGCUACUGA